Osmia bicornis bicornis is the source of this 650-nucleotide messenger RNA. RefSeq names its product anaphase-promoting complex subunit 15-like. Bases 103 to 513 code for a protein of 136 amino acids. The transcript has 3 exons. The record is from RefSeq and is a predicted model, not a curated record. Gene Ontology annotation, cellular component: anaphase-promoting complex. Gene Ontology annotation, biological process: regulation of mitotic cell cycle spindle assembly checkpoint. NCBI's taxonomy places the organism in Eukaryota, Metazoa, Arthropoda, Insecta, Hymenoptera, Megachilidae.
AUGGGUUUCGCGCAUGCGCACGGCGUUUGUAUAUUUUGCGUAAUUUGACAGUUAAAGUAUCGACAGUGCCAGUGUUUGGUGUACAUAAUUUCGUGUUGCAUUAUGUCUAUUAUGCCAUUGUGGCCUAAUUUACAACCCAGAGCGACAGAUCCUUUGUGGUUUAAUGCCGACAGGCCAUGCGACGACGAAAGCGAAGUGGCUGCGCUUGAAGCAGAACAUCAAGCAUGGAGAGAGCACGUUCGAGUACAAGGUUAUGACCACAUUCCGAUUGGAAAAACAGUCAGUGAUUUCAGAGGAUCCGAGGAAGAAGAGGAGGAGGAGGAGGAAGAAGAAGGCGAAGGAGAAGAAGAAGAGGAAUCAGAUACCCAUGAAGAAGAGGAAGAAGAAUUAGACGAAAUUGAUAUGGAAGUGAGCUAUUCGCAUCAACAACAAAGAUCCAGUCCAACAGAUACAGUAACAGAUCCAGUGUCCAUUAGAAUGGUUAGCACACAUACCGGUCGUUAUUCUUCAUAAAAUCACUAACCCUUUCUUAUAAAUUUCUUUUUCGAUUAUAUUAUUUAAGCUUAUUUAUUAAUAACUGUUAAAUACACAUACUUAGUAGCUCUAUAAUAUUGAGAUUAUAUAAAAAAAAAUAAAUAAAAAAUUACAAA